Dentiscutata erythropus is the source of this 769-nucleotide messenger RNA. The record is from the annotation of a GenBank genome assembly. NCBI's taxonomy places the organism in Eukaryota, Fungi, Glomeromycota, Glomeromycetes, Diversisporales, Gigasporaceae.
AUGGCUUCUUCUAUUUCUUACACAUACUUGUUUCAAAAAAUUACUGAUUGUGAACUGCCAAGUAAAGAAACUUUAGAUAUAUUAUCAGCAAAAAUUCCAACUAUACAACCUUCUAAAAGAAACAGAACACAGUCAUCAAAAUUAAAACUAUCAGCACUUUGUUCUUGGUUACCAAAGGAUUAUUUUGCAAAAAUUAAAGCUGAUUUUACUCCACAUUUUGAAGAAAACCAAAUUAAAGAAUCAGUAACAUGGUUACAAUUAGGAUAUACAGCAAGAGAAAGUUGGAUCGAUGAUAAAAAAAAUAAAGUAAAAUCAAGAAUUAUGCAAACUUUAAUUAGUGAUAAUGAACUAGAAUCACCACAACGAAUUGCCAAAGAAGUAUUUCAUAUUAAUAAAGAAAAUACAAGUUAUAGAUUUGAAACAGAAUCAAAUAAAUUUUGUGAAGGUGAUGAUGAUAAUUUGGCGCAAGAUAAUCAUGAAAACUAUAUGAAUUAUUCUAACACUUAUACUACUUCUGGUUUAAACAAUUAUACUCUUUCUACUUCAAGUGGUGGUGUAAUUUCUGAUGAAUAUAAUAAUCCUACCUUCAAUAGCUAUAUUGGCUCUGCUCCCGAUAGUGAAGCUAAUGAAAUUAAACAAACUACAGAUAGAAUAAGCAACAGAACACGACAAAAAAUUAAUUAUCCAAUUUCCGAAAAUAGUGGCUUACCUACUCCUAAUAGCGAUAGUGAAGAAGCAGAUGAAAAUGCUAUAUCUCAGAAUUCUAAAG